Molecule: messenger RNA, 2590 nt
Organism: Rhododendron vialii
Lineage: Eukaryota; Viridiplantae; Streptophyta; Magnoliopsida; Ericales; Ericaceae
Exons: 5
Coding region: 916-2241 (441 amino acids)
Molecular function (GO): DNA-binding transcription factor activity
Source: RefSeq, a predicted model, not a curated record
AUGGAUUUGCUGGCUUAGCUCUAGAAAGAAAGAGUGGGAGAGAGAAGAGAGCUCUGUGUGUGUGUGUGUGUGUGACUGUGUGUCUGUCUGAGGUUGUGGUCCGGGCUUAAUGUGUGCUGAUAGAGAGAGACAGACUGACAGAGAUAUAGAGAGAGAGAGUUCUUGAGAGUCGGUCUUGGAAGGAAGUAGUGGAGCGAGGAUUUGGGCGAAAAAUUAGGAUUUUCAAGAAAAGUUUUCAAUUGGGUUUGCUUUAGAUUUGUCAUUUUAACUUUUUGAAUUUCGAAAAAUAGGUCUUCAUCUGAUCUCUCUCGGAUAAACAAACAAAUGUGGUUUGAGUAAAAUCCGAAUCACUCAGAUACUCUCUGUCUCUCUCUCCAUGUACAGCACAAUCUUUGCUGAAUUAUGGGUGCGUUGUUCUUCUUUCCAUAUAAGUUGCCGAUCUUGACUCCAUGACCUGCGAGAUUUUGUGUAAUCUACAACUGGAGAUUUGGGUUUUUUCCUCACUUAGGUUCUCCUUGAUUCCUCUAGAUUUUGCUUUUGGCUUCUCCCACCAAAAAAAACCCUCAUCAGAUUUUGAUUAUUUAGAUUCUGGGUAUCUUCUCCAAAUGAUGGUAAUCUUGCGGAUCAGUUUCUGUACAAAACAACCACAUUUGGUUAACUUUUUUUCCUUUUCCUUUUUGUUGAGUAUCCCAUUUGGUUACUUAUUGACUGCUUAGGUUCUCUUUGAUUCCUCUAGAUUGCUUUUGGAUUUCUCUCUCAAAACCCUCCUCAGAUUUCGAUUCUUUAGAUUUGGAGUAUCUAAAAAUUACGUUGAUUUGGCGAAUCAGUUUCUGGACAUAAAUAUAGCCCCAUUUGGGUUGGCUAUUUAAGAAUGUGCCCCUAUGGGUUUUUGUAAUUAGAUGGCUGAGAACAGGAAUGGCUCAACAAGAACAUAGCCAUAGGUGCGGCAAUAGCAAUAGUAGUGGUGGCGGUUUUAGCGGCGGCGGCGGCAGUGGUAGCAACCGAUCUUCAAAAAAGUUGAAGCAAAAAAAGGUCCCACAAAGAGGACUAGGUGUUGCUCAGCUUGAGAAGAUUAGAUUAGAGGAACAACAAAAGAAAGGUGGUGCCACUUUUCCACCCAAUUCCCUUGUAUCACCAACAAAUUCUUCAUGCUUAGCAGUUGGCCAGUGUGCUCCCACCAAUUUCAGGCAAACACCUUCACCAUUUCCAGUCCCUUCGCCUCCCCCUCCUCCACCAACAGAUCUUUCUUCCCCAAAUUCUGUUUUUAGACCUUCCUCGUCCAUUCCCAACACAGAUCCUUUACACCUAACUCCUCUUCCAUUACCAAGCCCACCAAAUGAUGGAGGAGGGGGGAUACGGUAUCCGGCGAUCCCGGGUUCUGGGCAUGGUAACUGGCCUAGGUUGUGGAAUGGUGAGUACAACCUUGAAAGGGAGAGUCAUAGGUUGGAUCAAACUGGAUUCCCGGUUCGGUCAAAUAUGGAUUCACCCUAUGAAUCUCACCCCAUUUGGCCUCCCCCAAGUUUCAUACAAAAGGCACAGCAAUUUCAGCAGCAACCUUCCUCUUCAGCAAUGGUGAACGUCUCAUUAGGGACUUCAACAUCCUCUGUAAUGGAGCCCCCUUCAAACCAAAGCUUUUAUAGCAACUACUACACUCCAAUGUGGCCCGAGGAAGACAAGAUGGUUGGCACUAAUAAGAGGACAUAUCCCUUCUCUAGAGACAAUCAAUCUGGCCCCUCUUUCCCUUGCAAAUUUCCUCCCACCAAUGUUCCUCCCAUUGCUAGACGAGAUGUAUCAGGCUCGAAUUUCAUGAGAGGCACAGACAAUGCUGAACCCACCUACCCAAGUUUCAGAGAAUCCCCUUCAAGCUCAACUCUCGUGUCUGAGCCGUAUCCAAAGAAUGUAGCAAUAGAAAAUGGAGGAAAUGGGGAUCAUAUGAAUGGAGAUUUCCUCACAUUAGCUACUCCUACAACAGCUCUGGCACCCCAUUCUCAUCGGAAGCAUAACUUCUCUUCAGCAAACCCAACCCCACCUAGCCGAGAAUUAUCAGAAUUCGAAUGUCUACCAUAUCAAGGAAAUGGUGAUCAAAGUCAUGAGCCAGGACCUAGUGGAUCGGCAACCCCAAAACGGCCUUUCUACAGCUUCUUUCCAUCGGCAAAGCUGCAAACAGGCCAAGAAACAUCAGCUCUUAGCAGCUGCAAUGAGAAAGUAGGGAGAAACCUUGACCUAAAUCUGAAGUUGUGAAAGGGUUAGCGGCGUUAGCCCUUAUCGUGUUUGGUCCAAGAAUCACUAUACCCGUCGGCUGUGGUCUUUCGGUACUGUUGGAUGGCUGUUUCUUUCAAGCAUUGCUAGCAUAACAUUUCGAUUGGUGAGAUCUUGGAUUCAAUAGGUCAAGUUGAGAUGAAUCUACAUGUUGAAUUAUGUAAGAUUGAGCCUCAAAUCUCUGGCUAUCAUGUGACAUUGGGUGAGAGUUAAAAGGUAGAGAGAAAUGUGUAAUAGACUUGUUUCUGUUUUGGGAGUUGUCAAUUUUUGAUGUAUGAAAGUUCGGUUGUGCAAGAGAGAUAAUUAAAGCCCUGUUUGAUUUCUCAAAAAA